Messenger RNA from Corapipo altera (White-ruffed manakin), 3745 nucleotides. RefSeq names its product DExH-box helicase 30 (gene DHX30). The coding region runs from base 123 to 3650 and encodes 1175 amino acids. The transcript is spliced from 19 exons. The record is from RefSeq and is a predicted model, not a curated record. Gene Ontology annotation, molecular function: DNA helicase activity; ATP binding; G-quadruplex RNA binding. Lineage: Eukaryota; Metazoa; Chordata; Aves; Passeriformes; Pipridae. Gene Ontology annotation, cellular component: intracellular anatomical structure; nucleus; cytoplasm.
CGCAGCGGAAGGGAGGGGCGAGCCCGGGCCCGCGGCUGGGCGGGGGGAGCCGCCACAUCCCUCCCUCCCUCCUUCCCCCAUCCCUCCCUUCCCUGCCUUCCCGCCGCUCCGCCGGCACCGGGAUGCGCGGCCAGGGCGAGGAGCCGCCGAGCUGCGCAGAUUCCAGAGACUUAUUAAAGGAAUUUCCACAGCCUAAAAACUUGCUCAACAGUGUGAUUGGACGAGCCCUGGGCAUUUCCCAUGCAAGGGACAAGCUGGUCUACAUCCACACUAAUGGGCCAAGGAAAAAGAAAGUCACUCUGCACAUCAAGUGGCCCAAGAACGUGGAGGUGGAGGGCUAUGGGACCAAGAAGAUCGACGCGGAGCGGCAGGCAGCCGCUGCGGCCUGUCAGCUCUUCAAGGGCUGGGGGUUGCUGGGCCCCCGGAACGAGCUGUUUGACGCCGCCAAGUACCGGCUCCUGGCGGACCAGCUGGGCUGUCCCGACGAGCGCUGGUGCUCCGAGGGCAAGUGGCGCUCCAAGUCCGGGCCCUCCCUCGCAGACCUGUCCACCUGCUGGCGGAGGAUGGAGCCCGACGACUCCAUCCAGCCCAUGGAGCAGGGCAGGAUGCCUAAAGCCAUGAGGAGGGAAGAGCUGGAGGAGGGGGAGCUGGAGGAAGGGGAGCUGGAGGAGGGGGAGCUGGAGGAGGAAGCGAUCGAUGUCUCGGAUUACCUGCCCAUGGCACACCAGGACGCCCGGACCCCGGGCAGGGAUGCCAGCCGAGGAGGGAGUUCCAUUGAGAUGACCGACGACAACACUGCCAUCCGUGCCCUGACACAGUUCCCACUGCCCAAAAACCUCCUGGCGCAAGUGAUUCAGAUUGCAACCUCUUCCUCCACAGUCAAGGAGUACAUGCAGUUCCGCACGGUGGGCACCAAGACCAAGAUCUGCAAGCUGACACUGCGCUGGCCCUGCCCCAUGACCUUCGCUGCCAAGGGCCGGCGCAAGGUGGAGGCAGAAAACAAAGCAGCAGCUCUGGCCUGUCAGAAGCUGAAGAGCCUUGGCUUGGUGGACAAGAACAACAACCCCCUGAGCCAUGCCAUGUACAACAUGACUUCCCUGCGGGAGCUGGGGGAGAACCAGAGGAAACCCUGCCACAUCAAAGUCCCCGAGGCCACCCUGCGCAAGAUCGAGAACUACCUGAACCACUAUCCCGUGGACAUCAGGGAGUCCCGGCCCCGGAUUGCCGAUGACAUGAUGAACCUGACCAAGGAAUCUGGUGCGAUAAGCGACGCCAUCACGGGGAAGACCUACAUCCCCAUGCUGGAGGCAGAGGAAGUGCGCCUUAGCCAGAACCUCCUGGCCCUCUGGAAAAGGAGAGGAGCCUCCUGGCAGGAGAGCCACCCACUGCCAGUAGACCCCCACAAGGACACCAUCCUGUCAGCCAUCGAGCAGAACCCCGUGGUGGUAAUAGCGGGAGACACGGGCUGCGGGAAGACCACGCGGAUCCCGCAGCUGCUGCUGGAACACUACAUCCUGGAGGGCCGCGGCGCCCGCUGCAACGUGGUGAUCACCCAGCCCCGCAGGAUCAGCGCCAUCUCCGUGGCCCAGCGCGUGGCACAGGAGCUGGGGCCCAACAUGAGGAAGAACGUGGGCUACCAGGUGCGGCUGGAGAGCAAACCCCCCGCCCGGGGAGGGGCCCUGCUCUUCUGCACUGUGGGCAUCCUGCUCAGGAAGCUGCAGGGCAACCCCAGCCUGGAGGGCGUCAGCCACGUCGUGGUGGACGAGGUGCACGAGCGAGACGUCAACACCGACUUCCUGCUCAUCCUGCUCAAAGGCAUCCAGAAGCUGAACCCCGACCUGCGCCUGGUCCUCAUGAGCGCCACGGGGGACAACCAGCGCUUCUCCCACUACUUUGGGGACUGCCCUGUGGUCAAGGUGCCGGGCUUCAUGUACCCCGUGAAGGAAUACUACCUGGAGGAGAUCCUGGCCAAGCUGGGCCGGCACCGACACCGGCACUACGAGAUCAAGCAAUCCGACGAUGAGUGUGUGCUGGAUCUCGACCUGAUCACCGACCUCGUGCUCCAGAUCGAUGCCCACGGAGAGCCAGGUGGGAUCCUCUGCUUCCUCCCUGGCUGGCAGGAGAUCAAAGGGGUGCAGCAGCGGCUGCUGGAGAUGCUGGGCUCGCAGAACAGCCGCUACCUCGUCCUGCCAGUGCACUCCAACAUCCCCAUGAUGGACCAGCAGAACAUCUUCCAGAGGCCUCCUCCUGGCGUCAGGAAGAUUGUCCUGGCCACCAACAUCGCGGAGACCUCCAUCACCAUCAACGACAUCGUGCACGUGGUGGACAGUGGCACGCACAAGGAGGAGCGCUACGACCUCAAGACCAAGGUGUCCUGCCUGGAGACGGUGUGGGUGUCCAAGUCGAACGUGGUGCAGCGGCGGGGCCGCGCCGGCCGCUGCCAGUCGGGCUUUGCCUACCACCUCUUCCCUCGCAGCCGCCUGGACAAGAUGCCAACUUACCAGGUGCCAGAGAUCCUGCGCACCCCCCUGGAGAACCUGGUGGUGCAGGCCAAGAUCCACAUGCCAGAGAAAACGGCAGUUGAAUUUCUCUCCAAGGCUCUGGACAGCCCUGACAUCAAAGCUGUGGAUGAAGCCGUGAUCUUGCUGCAGGAGAUCGGAGUGCUGGACCAGCGGGAGGCCCUCACCACCCUGGGCAAGCGGCUGGCCCAGAUCUCCACAGACCCUCGGCUGGCCAAGGCCAUCGUCCUGGCCUCCAUCUACCGCUGCCUGCACCCCCUGCUCGUCAUCGUGUCCUGCCUCACGCGGGACCCCUUCAGCAGCAGCCUGCAGAACCGCGCCGAGGUGGACAAGGCCAAGGCCGUGCUGAGCCGGGAGAGCGGCAGUGACCACCUGGCCUUCGUGAGGGCCGUGGCGGGCUGGGAGGAGGUGCUGAGGCGCAGGGACAGCCGUGCCAGGGACAACUACCUGCAGGACUACUACCUGUACGGGCCCAGCCUGCGCUUCAUCAACGGCCUUGUCAAGCAGUUCUCUGAGAACCUCUAUGAAGCCUUCCUGGUGUCAUCCCCGUCUGACUGUACCAUGCCAUCAUCUGUGUGUAACCAGUACAGUGAAGAGGAGGAACUGGUCAAGGGAGUCCUCAUGGCUGGGCUCUACCCCAACCUCAUCCAGGUGAGACAAGGCAAAGUGACCCGCCAGGGGAAGUUCAAACCCAACAGCUACGCGUACCGGACAAAGGCUGGCACCGUCCUGCUGCACAAGUCAACCAUCAACAGGGAGGCCUCCAAGCUGUACAGCCGCUGGCUCACCUAUUUCAUGGCUGUCAAGUCCAAUGGGGGUGUGUUCGUGCGGGACUCGUCCCAGGUGCACCCGCUGGCCGUGCUGCUCAUGACCGACACCGACAUCCACGUCCGAGAUGACGGCUGGAGAGCCACCGUGUCCCUGACGGACAGCGACCUCCUGGUGCUGGAGGGGGACUCCUACACCAUCCGCCUGCUGCGCGACUUCCGCGUGUCCCUGUCCAAGAUGGUGGAGACGUGCCUGUGCUACGAGAUGGCCGCGAUCCCCGGGGACCUGCACCACCAGCACAGCCAACUGCUCGACAUCCUGGUGGAUCUGCUCAAGGGCCCUCCCGGCAGCUUUGGCUCGUAGGCGGAGCCGGAGGCUCCUGUGGGGACUUGUAAUUUGUAUAAAGAUGUUCACAAAUGUUUAUUUAAAUAAAGUUCUAUUUAUCCCUUGUGAAGUCA